AUGGAAAAGAAGAAGAAGAAUAAUAAGACGACGACGGGCUGCUUUGCGCCAAUCUUCGCCGCAUGCGUCCCCUCCGUUAAGCAGCAGCCCGGUGGCGGUGGCGCCGACGAUGCCGCCACGAGCCGCCUCAGCUUCUCUUUCGCGGACCAGAACCAGCCGGAGAGCAUCAUCGACCCGGCCGCCUCGGUCGUGGCCAGGAAGGACGGUCGGCAGCAGCAGCAGCAGCACUGCACCGUCAUCGUCGGCACCAUCUUCGGGAGCCGCAGCGGCCGCGUCACCUUCUGCGUGCAGCGCGACCCCGCCGUGCCGCCCCCGUUCCUCUUCGAGCUCUCCGUGCCCAUGCAGUCCCUCGCCGCCGAGAUGGCGUCCGGCCUUCUCCGCAUCGCGCUCGAGUGCCACCGCUCCUCGUCUAGUGCGGCCGGCGAAAAUGCUGCUGCUGCUGCCGGCGGCAGCUCACGCCCGAGAAACGUCUGGACAGCAUCCUGCAACGGCCGGGACGCGGGGCAUGCCGUGCGGCGGCCGCCCACGGAGUGGGAGCGUGGCGUGCUGCAGAGCAUGCGGACGAUGACGGCCGGCGUCGGUGCGCUGCCGGCCGCGGCAGCGCAGGAAGGGAUCGACGAGGAGGUGAUGUAUAUGAGGGCGACGUACGAGAGGGUGGUGGGCUCAAAGGACGCGGUGUCGUACCAUCUCAUCAGCCCGCGCACCGCCGGCGAUAGCCCGCCGCAGGAGCUCAGCCUCUUCCUGCUCAGAACCAGAGGCGACUGA
Hordeum vulgare subsp. vulgare (domesticated barley) is the source of this 765-nucleotide messenger RNA. Its product is annotated as protein MIZU-KUSSEI 1-like. The transcript has a single exon. NCBI's taxonomy places the organism in Eukaryota, Viridiplantae, Streptophyta, Magnoliopsida, Poales, Poaceae. Gene Ontology annotation, biological process: hydrotropism. The record is from RefSeq and is a predicted model, not a curated record. The coding region runs from base 1 to 765 and encodes 254 amino acids.